Messenger RNA from Nerophis lumbriciformis (worm pipefish), 3325 nucleotides. It is a transcript of the gene mks1, whose product is annotated as MKS transition zone complex subunit 1. Lineage: Eukaryota; Metazoa; Chordata; Actinopteri; Syngnathiformes; Syngnathidae. Gene Ontology annotation, biological process: cilium assembly. The record is from RefSeq and is a predicted model, not a curated record. Gene Ontology annotation, cellular component: MKS complex.
UAAAAAAAACACAAAAAAAUCUUAACUUCUAUUUUUAGUCGAUUAUAUCUAGUUUCUUUUCGACUACACUAUAUUUCGUUGGGCGGCGAGGUUGUUUCUUUGUCGUUUCUCGAGAAGAAGUUAGACGGCUCAUCUCCAUGGCAACCAUAACUCUUGUUAGCACUGUGCUUUUGUAAACUAGCGCGGCGUGGCUACCUUGUCGCCAUUUUCCUGUACAAUUCGCUCAUUUCGGUUCGUUCAAAUAUCUACAGCGGUUAUCCAAGUUGGAUAAGCAGUCAUAAUGUAGAGGGAAGUUCGUGUGAAGCGUGAAUACAUUGCUGACGAACGAAACAAAACAGCUAGUCUGGUGCUAAUUUUUGCUAGCUUGUGUGCGGUCAUGUCGGACUGGUGCAACACCGACACAGGAGAGGCGGUCUACAGGUCUCUGGAUGCUGUCAAAAACCUGCAGAUUAAGGUGCACUUGGAGAGGGUGACCACCACUGCGGCUCUCUCUCUGCGCCUCCAGCAGGAAGUUCUGACCCAGCAGGAUGGAGGAGCCAUUGAACUGAAACCCCUCACCUCUCAGGCCCAGACUGGUGAUAACGAGGAGGAAAUAGUUGUUGGCUGGCAGGAGAAACUUUUCAGUCAGUAUGAAAUGGAGUUGUUCCAAAACGAAGCAGCCUGUCAGACCCCUCUGGACCGCCAGUACCACAAGGAGGUCACGGCCCUGAACAGGGCUAAGGGUCGGCAAAACAACCGGAUCUUCACGUACACGGAUUACGAUCGCUACACCAACUGCCACCAGCUCCAGCAGCAGAGCACUACUGAUUUACUGACCACGACCAAGUCCAGACCCACCUUCCUGGCUGAGAGGAUGGCCAGCAUGCGACACAGAAGACAGGACAGGCGAACCAUGGACCUCAGUUUCCCCAAGUCCAAGAUUAUCAACUGGGAGCCCAGCGAGGAGUUUAAGAGGAGCAGCCACGAGGUGAACAGCGUCAUGCAGACCAUGCACAUCAUGGGAGACUUGGGAGCACCUGGAAGACUGGGCCAAAAAGAGAACGAAUGUCUGCUGUUCACCGUAAAAACCGACGGCACCGGAACGAUCGUGGUGAAACCCGACUUCAACAAGGGCAAAGAGCCCUACAGGGUGGUGACUGAAGGCACCAAUAAAGAAGUUUGGCGUCUCACCGUGGAGAAUGUCUCAGCGACCAUGAAAAGCGAGGACAAGGAGAGAGAGAAGCACCUGUUCAAAGAUCUGUUGGUCAAGCACAAGGACUUCUCAAAUAGCCUCGUCGGACAGGACUUUGAAAUGCCUCCUGCAGGUAUCCUGCGGUACUUGAUGAACGGGGAGAUAGUGUCUGCCAAGGGCUUUGAAUACGACAACAUUUACGUCCACUACAUCAUGGAGCUGCCAAACAACUGGUCCAGCUUGCCAAUGCAGCCCCACUCAGGCGUCACCCACACCUCACGCACCAAAACAUCAGGGAAGGACAACGUGGCUUACUUCUGUUACCCCUUCACCUUCGAGGCGUUCUACAUGAGCGAGAAAGAGAGCGGGGAAUCACUCCCCCACUGGCCACUGUUGUACUUCAAGGUUCUGUCUCUGGAUGCCUGGCAGCGCUGUCGAACCGAAGGCUACGGAUACCUGCUCUUCCCUGACACGCCUGGUCGACACACGCUCACGUGUCACACGUGGCGACCCCUCCAGACGGGCACAGUCUCGGCAAUGCGACGCUUCUUCAUCGGAGGUUCCCCGGAGCUGGAAGACCCGAGCUACGUGAGGAUGCCAGGACAUUUCAAGGGGGAGCGGCUAAGUCGCUUUGGCUUUUGUACUGAAAGCUCUGGAAGUGUGACCUUUAAUCUUCACUGCAUCCAGCAAUCCAAGGCCUUUGUGGACUCCAGCACGUUGAGAAGAAGGAAGCACUAUGUCGCCGACCACACCCACGGAUUUAGUCAUCACGAUACUCUCAUGAGCACCAUGGAGGCGUUUCAACGGGCCAGAAGAAAAAUGCAAGAUGUCCGAGAAAGUCUUCCCAGAGACUUCAUCGCCUCCGCCUCCCAACUCCAAAUUUGAUGUCCUGCUCAGGAGCAAAAAUCAGUGUAACAAAAUCUUCUUUGCCGUGACGGGCCAAUGUAUGAUUGUUUGUGAUACAAACACAUAGGAGAAAGUCAUUUGUAGUAAUAUUUGCUGCACUGUAACAUUUUCACUCAUGACAUUUUGUAAUAUAAAGUCCAUAAAUCAUGUAAGUAGCGACUUGAUUAUGUUAAAAGUAAGCUAGUUAUUUUAUUGCAGGGGAUGUCCAAACUUUUUCACAUUGAAAAAUGAAAGCAUCCCAUUUGUAUAUAUUACAUUUUCAAAACCAAUGCAAUAUAUAGAUUGUAUUAACCUUUAGGGAUCCUCUCAAGAUUGGUCGGAAAAGUCUCAGUCAUAAAAAUAUUAAAAAUAAGUCAUAUAUUAUUUAUUUAUUUAUUUAAAUUAUUCAAUGUUCAAAUUUCUAGAUCAAUUUCAGGUCUAUCUGUCGAUAUAAAGCAUACUUGCCAACCCUCCCGGAUUUUCCGGGAGACUCCCGAAAUUCAGCGCCUCUCCCGAAAACCUCCCGGGACAAAUUUCUCCCGAAAAACUCCCGAAAUUCAGGCGGAGCUGGAGGCCACGCCCCCUCCAGCUCCAUGCGGACCUGAGUGACGUGUUGACAACACACAACAGCGUCUGCCGUAAACAGCAAUGUUGUGACACUUUUAAACAGGACAAUACUGCCAUCUACUGUACAUGCAUAUGUGACCCACCCAUAAUGUGUCACAUUUUUGUGUUGAUUUAUUUAUUUUAUUUUGUGGUUUGAAUUCGUUUUUGGAGCUGUCAUUCCACAUUUAUCAGUAUUCACAUUGGUCAGUAGGGGGCAGUAGGGCGUUUCUUCCCAAUUGAAUGCUAUCACCUGCAGACCGGAAGUGUCUUGUCAUUCUGAUGAGAGCGACCAGUCUGUGAACAAUUGAAACGUCCUGUGUGCUUUUUCCUCCUGUAUAACAAGUUAGUUUUGGUGAAUCAACUCACUGAAUAAUAUCCAUGUGAUCUUUAUAAGUUUAAGUACACAUUCUGAUGGUGGAGCCUAACUCUAAAGUGUUUGUGAGUUGUAGUUUGUAUUUGUGAAUGAAUCCAGUGCACAGCUGCAGUAAUCAAUACAAAAAGGCGACGUGAGUGCGCAAUGUAAUUAGAGCUCCCGUUUUCUUAUUGAUUUUAUAAUGUAUAUUUGUAUAAUGUGUGUGUUCUGAAAUAGUGACAGAAAAUAGAACAAGGAUGGACAAUUCAACCCUUAACUCAACAAUGAGUAGAUGAGUGUUGUGUGUGUAU